Salvelinus fontinalis (brook trout) is the source of this 1344-nucleotide messenger RNA. RefSeq lists its product as uncharacterized. The transcript has 2 exons. Lineage: Eukaryota; Metazoa; Chordata; Actinopteri; Salmoniformes; Salmonidae. The coding region runs from base 1 to 1344 and encodes 447 amino acids. The record is from RefSeq and is a predicted model, not a curated record.
AUGAAUGGAGUGAAAACUACUGAGCUGUCUGUCCACAGUAAGGAGAACAGGCAAAAUCCUGGACACCUAAAGACUAAAGAGGACAAUGAGGACCCCCAAGACAAGAAGGACCUCAGCAACCACACAACCAGGAAACAGCCCUCAACCAAUGUGAGCAAGAAGGGGACGGUGGUGGGAACAGGACCCGGGGACGGUGGUGGGAACAGGACCCGGGGACGGUGGUGGGAACAGGACCCGGGGACGGUGGUGGGAACAGGACCCGGGGACGGUGGUGGGAACAGGACCCGGGGGCGGUGGUGGAAACAGGACCCAGGGGCGGUGGUGGAAACAGGACCCAGGGGCGGUGGUGGAAACAGGACCCAGGGGCGGUGGUGGGAACAGGACCCUGGGACGGUGGUGGGAACAGGACCCAGGGGACGGUGGUGGGAACAGGACCCGGGGACGGUGGUGGGAACAGGACCCGGGGGCGGUGGUGGGAACAGGACCCAGGGGACGGUGGUGGGAACAGGACCCGGGGACGGUGGUGGGAACAGGACCCAGGGGACGGUGGUGGGAACAGGAUCCGGGGACGGUGGUGGGAACAGGACCCAGGGGACGGUGGUGGGAACAGGACCCGGGGACGGUGGUGGGAACAGGACCCGGGGACGGUGGUGGGAACAGGACCCAGGGGACGGUGGUGGGAACAGGACCCGGGGACGGUGGUGGGAACAGGACCCGGGGACGGUGGUGGGAACAGGACCCGGGGACGGUGGUGGGAACAGGACCCGGGGACGGUGGUGGGAACAGGACCCAGGGGACGGUGGUGGGAACAGGACCCAGGGGACGGUGGUGGGAACAGGACCCGGGGACGGUGGUGGGAACAGGACCCGGGGGCGGUGGUGGGAACAGGACCCGGGGGCGGUGGUGGGAACAGGACCCGGGGGCGGUGGUGGGAACAGGACCCGGGGGCGGUGGUGGGAACAGGACCCGGGGGCGGUGGUGGGAACAGGACCCGGGGGCGGUGGUGGGAACAGGACCCGGGGGCGGUGGUGGGAACAGGACCCAGGGGACGGUGGUGGGAACAGGACCCGGGGACGGUGGUGGGAACAGGACCCAGGGGACGGUGGUGGGAACAGGACCCGGGGACGGUGGUGGGAACAGGACCCAGGGACGGUGGUGGGAACAGGACCCAGGGGACGGUGGUGGGAACAGGACCCGGGGACGGUGGUGGGAACAGGACCCGGGGACGGUGGUGGGAACAGGACCCGGGGACGGUGGUGGGAACAGGACCCAGGGACGGUGGUGGGAACAGUUUACAUGAGACAUUUACCUUUAGGUCCUAAAGCAAAGCCUCUGGGAGUGUAA